ACAUUUCACCUGUCCAGUGAAAUAUUUCAACACCUAAUGGUCCAGAUAUCUCAUGGUCCACAGAUCAAUCCUCACCUCCCUCCCCCUCCCUCCUUCCUCACCCUCCCCACAUUGAUACUCCCCUCUGCCUCAUCUCUCCACUCGUCCUCUGCUCACUCGCUGCUGUGAUGAACCGGCUGCAUGGACUCCUCUUCCUCCUCCUCGUCCUCUUCCUCCACUUCUCCUCAUUGGGUGUCCAGCAGCGAUGUCGGGGACUCUGUAGGAGCAUCGGGUGGGAGGACCGGCUGUGAACCGAGUGGAGGGUCGCUGUGAGAACUGGAUGUGAAGGGGACGCGCCGUGGUCAUGAUCGACUGGUCCAAUGUGACGGCGUCCGGCUACCAGGAGCUGGGCCCGAAACCCGAGGAGCUGCAGAGGUCCAAAUGUGUCCUGGGCUUCAUCCCGGUCAUCUACUACAGCGUCCUGCUCUGUGUGGGAGUACCAGUGAACGUCCUCACGGCCGUGGCUCUGUCCCGACUGGCGUGCCGCACCAAGAAGGCCCUGUACUACUACCUGCUGGCGGUGACGGGCUCGGACAUCCUCUCGCAGCUCUUCAUCAUCUUCGUGGGCUUCCUGCUGGAGACGGCGGUCUUCCACCGCGACGUCCCUGCGCUGCUGCUGCACUCCGUCAGCGCCGCCGAGUUCGCCGCCAACCACGCGUCCAUCUGGGCCACCGUGCCCCUCACCGUGGACCGCUACGUGGCGCUGUGCCACCCCCUCCUCCACCGGCAGAUCAGCUACCCGGCGCGCGCCCGGAGGACCAUCGCGGCGGUGCUGGCGCUGUCCCUGCUGUCCGGCGUGCCCUUCUUCUGGUGGUCGGACAUGUGGAGGAACAGCCGGCCGCCCACGGGCCUGGACGCCGUGCUCAUCUGGACGCACGUGACCAUCAUCUACUUCCUGCCCUGCGGCAUCUUCCUGGUGCUGAACUCGCUGAUCAUCCGCACGCUGAGGGCGACCGCGGCGCCCGCGCUGCGGGGAGGAGCCGCCGCCGCCCCGCCGCCGCCGCCGCUGGGCAAAACCACCGCCAUGCUGCUGGCCAUCACCUCCGUGUUCUCGGUGCUGUGGGCCCCGCGCACCGCCGUGGUCAUCUACCACCUGUACGUGUCCUCGGUCCACCGGGACUGGCGCGUCCACCUGGCCUACGACCUGUCCAACAUGCUGGCCAUGCUCAACACGGCCGUCAACUUCUUCCUCUACUGCUUCGUCAGCAAGCCCUUCCGCGGCGCCGUGCGGGACGUGGUGCUGCUGAGGGGGGGGGCGCCGGACCCCCGCCGGGCCGCGCCACACCCGCAGGCGCCCACCAACGCCUCCAUCUCCUCUCUGUACAGUGGGAACAACAAGCGCUCGCAGCGGGACUCCACCCCCUUGUCACCUCCCGGGGCCAGAAAGCCCUUGUGACCCCCGUGACCCCAAUUCCUCUUAAUCCAAAGCCCCCCCCCAUCGUCCCAUCGUCCUGCAGCUCUUGGGACGCCAGAGGAGCUCGCUGCAUUCCAGCUACCAGGCUGCCAGUCAGCCGGAGGCCGGCGGAAUGUUUUUCAUUAAAACCGGCUGCUGUUCGUCCCUUAAAGCACACGAGCGACAUAUUUAUUUCUCCUCGAGGAGACUUUAACAAUUCACAAUUAAGCUUUUCUUCCCGUCCACGUUUAGUAGCAAAGUGCCGAAAUAUGUUUUAUAUUGCUGCGGAAAAGAAUAAAGAGUAACAGCCUGUUAGUCAGGACAAUGAGACGAGUUCCAUGAGUGUCAUCAAAUCAUCUCACCUUCAUCGUGGCCCUCAGCUCGUCAUCCACAGAGGGACAGUUUAAACAUGAGCUGUGUGUAAAGGUGCACAAUGCCCCCAAAAAGAGGGCGCGCCUCGCUGAGCAUCGCCAACAGAGCAAAACAAAUGGCACUCCGUCUCCACGGCGAGCGCACAGGAGCCGCCGGCCGCUCGCGCCUCUGUUUAUUCUACAUCAACUGCAACUGGAACCUCGAAUGGAGGCCGGAGGAGAGCUGCUCUUCAAACAGCAGCACGGCCCGGAUGCACAAACCCGGACAGCUCUCAGUCUGCACACACACACACACACACACACACACACACACACGCACAGACACACUCAUGCAUGUACCAG
Gasterosteus aculeatus aculeatus (three-spined stickleback) is the source of this 2145-nucleotide messenger RNA. RefSeq names its product G protein-coupled receptor 142 (gene gpr142). The record is from RefSeq and is a predicted model, not a curated record. Gene Ontology annotation, cellular component: plasma membrane. Lineage: Eukaryota; Metazoa; Chordata; Actinopteri; Perciformes; Gasterosteidae. Gene Ontology annotation, biological process: G protein-coupled receptor signaling pathway. Gene Ontology annotation, molecular function: G protein-coupled receptor activity.